CAUGCAGUGUCAUAUCAUAAUUCAUACAUAACCCAACACCUCCUCUCCUCCCCUCCCUUCGUCUUCAUUUGCUGCGUCGCCGUACGUCGUCUCGCUCGCUCCUCCACAUGGCCGAGGAGUCUCGGGAAGAAGGCGGCGGCGGCGGCGUCGUGGAGGACGGCGACGAAGCCGGUGGACGGCCGGGGAAGGACGGCGGCAGCGGCGGCGCCGGCAGGGGGAGAGAUGGGAACAAUGGCAUCAGCACGUGGGAGAUCGAGGAGAUGGAGGAUGAGGCAGGGCCGGCGUCGCUGGCUCCUCCUGCCGCCGCCGCCGCCGCCGACGUGUACGUGGCGGUGGGGAAGGGCGGGUCAAGCAUGGAGGCGCUGUCGUGGGCGCUGCGGCGGCUGGCCUCGCCGCGGAGCUUCGUCUACCUCGUGCACGUCUUCCCCGUCGUCAUCAGCAUCCCCACCGGAUUAGGAAUGAUGCCCAAGAGCCAAGCAAGCCCAGAGCAGGUAGAAACUUACAUGAACCAAGAGAGAUCAAAGAGGCGUGUGAUGCUACAAAAAUAUUUAGACCAUUGCCGCAACUUUCAGGUUAAUGUUGAUGUGUACCUCAUCGAGAGCGAUCAUGUUACCAAUGCGAUCCUCGAACUUAUUCCGGUCUUUCAUGUACAACAGCUAGUUCUGGGGGUUUCAAAAUCCAAAUUGCGGAAGUUCAAGAGAGGAAACACAAUAGCAGGACAGGUUCAGAAGAACGCACCUCUAUACUGUGAAGUCAAGAUUGUCUGUGAUGGCAAGGAGGUUACAACUGUGCCAACUGCUGAUCCAACACCACCAAUUUCACCUUCUCCUGUAAAUAACAAGAGUAAUUCUAUCAGCCCAACGCCACUAUCACCUGCACCAGAUCAUAACAAUCGCGCUGUGGCUGAUGAUGACAAAAAGGAGACUAAUCCCAAUGAAAGGAAUAAAAUCACAAAAUAUUUGAAAUGCUUCUCAUUUUGAUCUUAUACUUUUAUGGUUGCUGCUUCAGUCACUUUUGCAGAUAUAGAACACUGCACGCAUAGCAUCUUCAGACAACAAAAGCUUGUAAAAAAACACUUUCACCAAUGUUGUGAUCUUGAAUUUCUUGAUUCAUUUGUACAGGAGAUGAUGGUUGUUAUAUGGGAUAUUUCCAGCAUUUUUUCUGCA
Oryza sativa Japonica Group (Japanese rice) is the source of this 1166-nucleotide messenger RNA. The record is from RefSeq and is a predicted model, not a curated record. NCBI's taxonomy places the organism in Eukaryota, Viridiplantae, Streptophyta, Magnoliopsida, Poales, Poaceae.